Molecule: messenger RNA, 1943 nt
Organism: Phialemonium atrogriseum
Lineage: Eukaryota; Fungi; Ascomycota; Sordariomycetes; Cephalothecales; Cephalothecaceae
Product: major facilitator superfamily domain-containing protein
Exons: 6
Coding region: 228-1820 (530 amino acids)
Biological process (GO): transmembrane transport
Cellular component (GO): plasma membrane
Molecular function (GO): transmembrane transporter activity
Source: RefSeq, a predicted model, not a curated record
CUUGUCCGCCGGAGGACUUUUGAUAAAUUUGUAGCCAUCCUAGCAUGCUCAUUUGCAUCACAUAUACUCCACUGCCCAGCCAGACAAGUGAUAAUCAUGGCGGUUAAACCUGCAAGUUGAUUGGUGGUCACAACCCAGUUUUACUCGCCAGACCACCACAAUAGUUGGCUGCACCGACGACGAUUAAUUUGAGCCAAAGCCAUAGCAGGGCCAACAAGUUGGGAUACAUGGAGACCACAGACAACGACGUCGAGGCCUCCAAGCCACCGACCUCGGCAGCGACCGACACCGCCGCCGAGCCUCCAGGCCGGGGGGGCAUCGGCGGCAAUCUCGCGGGUCCGGACGAUCCCAAGCCGCCGCCAUACUCGGUCUUCACGGGCCGACAGAAGCAGUGGAUACUCUUCGCGGCGGCCUUCGCGGCGGCCUUCUCGACCGUCAGCAGCUACGUCUACUUCCCCGCCCUCGUGCCCAUGGCGCGCGACCUCGGCGUGUCCGUCGCGCUGGUCAACCUCACCGUCACGUCGUACCUCGUCGUCGCCGGCGUGGCCCCGGCCUUCAUGGGCGACGUCGCCGACCAGAGCGGCCGGCGGCCGGCGUACGUCGUCAUGUUUGUGCUCAUGGUGGCGUCAAACGUCGGCCUGGCCCUGCAGAAGUCGUAUCCCGCGCUGUUUGUCCUGAGGAUGGUGCAGAGUGCUGGGUCGUCCGGAACAUACGGAGCUGCGUACGGUGUGAUUUCCGACAUCACAACUUCUAGGGACCGUGGUUCCUCGGUUGGGAUCUUGCUCGCCUUUUCAAGCCAAGCACCUAGUUUCGGCCCCGUCCUCGGGGGAGCCCUGGCUCACACUCUCGGAUGGAGAUGGAUCUUCUGGCUCCUUGCCAUCCUCACGGGGACGCACUUUCUAGCCCUGCUCCUCUUCCUCCCCGAGACGCAGCGUAAGAUCGUUGGUAAUGGAAGUAUUCCCGCCCGCGGCAUCUACCGGAGCCUGUUCCCGAUUUUCAUGAGUCCCUCACAGCUUCAGCCCCAGAGUGGCGAUGCCGCACUGACUACACGGAAGAGACACCACAUUCCCAACCCGUUUUCGUGUAUCCCCAUGCUCUUUGAUCGUGGGAACAUAUCCGUCAUCCUGAUAGGGUCCAUCACAUAUGCGGUGAAGAUGACGCUACAGGCGUCGUUGGGAGAACAAUGCAUCGAGAUAUAUGGUUUGAACUACUUGCAAGGCGGACUGAUAUAUCUCCCAUCGGGCAUCGGGGGCUCUCUAGCUUCCUAUGGGACAGGCAAAUAUCUCGAUUGGCAAUACAAGCGUGUAGCCGCUAGAUUAGACCAGAAUCCCAGUCUUCGUCAGGCCAACGAUAUCACGGAUUUCCCGAUAGAGAAAGCAAGGCUAUCUGGGAUAUACGUGUUGGCCUUCUCGAGUGCUGUAGGAAUCGCCGGUUACGGCCUGGGGCUGAUGACAAGAACUCACAUCUCAGUCGCCUUGGUCAUGCAGUUCGUCACGGGAUUCGCAACCUCCAGCAUAUUCACAAUGUGCGGGACGUUGCUUUCCGAUCUCAACCCUACUCGCUCAGCAACGGUACAAGCAUCCUACAACUUGGUGCGAUGCCUGGGAGCGGGCGCCACGAUAGGGAUUCUGAAGCCGUUCAUCAACCGGGCGGGGGUUGGUUGGUGCUUUGGGUUUUAUGCUCUUCUGCUGCUGUUUAUUUUCCCUCUUGCCUGGAUUCUGCAACGGUCUGGGCCGAGUUGGAGGAGAACCGCUGUAGCGGAAGCCUUAGGGAAUGUGGUCGAACGUGGGGAUGGUAGUGAAUCUCCUAUAGAGAAGUAGAGAAGUAACUGUAGAGGAAAUGAGGGUGUAGCUGUAUAUAUUGGGUUGUCGGAAGCUUGUGCAAAUUUCUAGGACGCAAUAAUUAUGGAGAAUGUAGGGCAACCCAAGCUACCUAUUUGCAAG